GACAAAAGUAACCUUGUUGGCGAAAUGAUUUUUACUUUAUUGAUUGAUGACAUUGAUGUGUGAUAUACUUACAUAUUCCAUCGGAUAUUAAUUAUUUUCAAUUAUAACCAUGUCAUCAACAAAGAUAAUGUCAGCAAUUUUAACAAAUACUGGGCAUGUUUUGACGAAAAAAGGAAAUAUCAUUCACAUUAGCAUUGCUAGAAUGAUCAAUAGUAAAACCUUAAUUAAUCAAAAGUCAAUCGAUGAACCGGUAAAUAUUGGAGUGCCCCAACCUGAGCCGGAUAAAAUUCAAGCAGCAGUGUUGAAAGAAUUUUCAAAACCUCUGCUAAUUGAAAAUGUUGAACCUCCACAAAUUCAACAUAAGAAUAAUGAGGUUCUCAUCGAUGUACAUUAUUGCGCUUUAAAUGGGCCAGAUAUUUUGCAAAUGAGGAAUGCAUACACAUCUACUACAACGUUACCAAAAAUUUUAGGGUAUGAAGUAGGUGGAAAAAUAUUACAAAUCAGUGAAGGAGCCAAAGCCAAAGCCAAAGCGGAUGGCUUGAAAAUAGGAGAUUAUGUGGUUGCUCUCAAUAAACUCCAUUCUCGAGGUCUAGCUCAACAAUGUAUAGCAGAUAUAACAGAUAUUUGGAAGGUACCGUCAUCGUCAAAACUUGUCGAUUCAGUUUGUAUCUUGGAGAAUUACAUGACAGCAUUAAUUGGUCUUGAGAAAAAAGCUCAUUUGGAAGAAAAUGAAAUGGUAUUAGUCAAUGUAGGCCUCGGAGGAGUUGCAUUGGCUGCUGUUGAUAUUGCAGCUAAUGUUUUUAGAGCUCAAGUAAUCGGUGUUAGCGCGACAGAGGAAAAAGCCAUACAUGUCAGGGAAAAAGGUGCCUUUGCCUCUUUGGCCUUUAAUGAUAAGAAAUUGGUCAAGAAAAUUAAAGAGUUUGCCGCUGAAAGGGGUAUUGAAGGUGUAUUUGACGGAACUGAGGGUGAAAAGUUUAAACAAAUUUUGGAUUGUUUUACAAAAGUUUAUGGAGACAAUUUUUCAUCUGACAUACUGCGCGAUGACAAUUUCUCCAUUGUGGUGGAACAUUUAUCCCGACAGGGGCGUUUAAUAAUUGCUGGAUUUGUACCAAGGGAGGAGGACAACAGAAAUGAAAUGAAAAAUUCAUUAAUUCCUAGUGGUAUAAACCUACGUGAAUACAAAAUGGAAAAUUAUGAAUCAUACAGGGAAGUGGGUCAAGAUGUGUUACAGUAUUAUGAGGAGGGCCUGAUAAAGCCAUCUUAUUCCUUUAUCACCGGCUUAUACAAUGUUAAUGAAGCUGUUUCUUGUAUAUCCAAUAUGAAGUGCUUUGGAAAGGUUAUUAUUAAUCUCAAACAGCCGAAUACAAUAAAUGAGAAAUAAAAUAAAAAAUAAAACGUGAGUGUACAGUUGGCUAUUGAUUUCAAUGUUAUUUUUCUAUAGUCAUUUCAUCUUUUUGACAUUUGAAAUUUUUUGAAAAAGCAAUUUUCUCAACACCAACUAUCGAUGGAAUGCUAAACGAAAGGAUCUGAGAAAAAGAAAAUUAUUGGUAAUUGGUUUACGUUGAACAAUAAAGUUGUCGUUCUGUAUGCUGAACUAGUGAUUACCAGUAUUUCGAGAUUGACACGGGGUGAAAGGAAUUCCGUGGAUAAUAUACGCGUAAGAGUUGAAAACGUCAACAACAAUGAAAUUGUAAAUUUAUCAUAAAUUUUUAUAUUUCUUAUCUCCUUUAGAUAAUAUUUCCAAUAAUAAUUACCCGACAAUUUGCUUUUAUUCAUGCUGAUGAAUGGUAAAUGAAAAAAUAGCUGCAAAACGAA
This is a messenger RNA of Diachasma alloeum, 1815 nucleotides long. Its product is annotated as quinone oxidoreductase-like protein 2. Gene Ontology annotation, cellular component: mitochondrion. Bases 110 to 1381 code for a protein of 423 amino acids. NCBI's taxonomy places the organism in Eukaryota, Metazoa, Arthropoda, Insecta, Hymenoptera, Braconidae. The transcript is spliced from 6 exons. The record is from RefSeq and is a predicted model, not a curated record. Gene Ontology annotation, molecular function: oxidoreductase activity; protein binding.